This is a messenger RNA of Tachysurus fulvidraco (yellow catfish), 1554 nucleotides long. RefSeq names its product CD209 antigen-like protein E. Gene Ontology annotation, cellular component: external side of plasma membrane. Gene Ontology annotation, molecular function: D-mannose binding; fucose binding. The coding region runs from base 128 to 826 and encodes 232 amino acids. The transcript has 6 exons. The record is from RefSeq and is a predicted model, not a curated record. NCBI's taxonomy places the organism in Eukaryota, Metazoa, Chordata, Actinopteri, Siluriformes, Bagridae. Gene Ontology annotation, biological process: biological process involved in interspecies interaction between organisms.
ACUUCCUUUCUUGAGAACAGAACACAGGCAUACAUUAACACCACAUACCCACAAUCACCAAGAGCUGCAGUGAACCGGUACAGAACCUCCACAGACUGAAUGCUGAUCAGUAUAAUUAGGAACAGAGAUGAUUAGUAAUGUUUAUGAAAACUGUGGAAUUUCAGCAAACAACACAUCAGCUGUUGCAAAGCAUGAAGAUAUCUAUACAAAUGAAAUUCCAAGGACUCGAGUGACCAGAAGCAAUGAGGGAAAUAAGAAAUCAGGAGUUUACACAAUGGCUGCAGUGUGUGUGCUGCUGCUGUUUGUUUUCCUACUGAUUGCCGUCACAGUGCUGUGGGUCAAAUACAACACCCUGACAAAAGAGAGACCGCAGUUACAAUUAGAGAGAGAUCAGUACCAACGAGAGCUCUCUAAACUUCACAGUGCCCUUUUAAACCUGGGAUGGAGAUUUUUCAACAAGAGCUUUUACUACAUUUCUACUGUAAAGAGGAGCUGGGAAGAAACCAGACAGGGCUGUAUAAAGAGAGGAGCAGAUCUGGUGAUCAUAAACAGUACAGAGGAACAGGACUUCAUCAGUGAAUAUUCGAACGGUACUCAAGCUUGGAUUGGUCUGACUGACACAGACACAGAGGGGACAUUUAAAUGGGUGGACGGUUCACCACUGACCACUAAGUUCUGGUGGAACGGAGAACCAAAUGAUUAUGAACAAAGCGAGGACUGUGUUAUAACAGGCUACACAAAGGCUAAGUUUAACAUCUCAACCUGGAAUGAUUAUCCCUGUAACCACCUUGUAGUUGGGAUUUGUGAGAUGAAAAUAUUUACCUGAAUCCAUGAAACUAAAAAAAUAUAUGAAGCUUGUGUCUGUGCUUCCUUUUCAUUUAUUCUCACAGUAGCAGCCAGCUAUCAGGUAGCUUGAAUGAUUUGCUGAAGAUUAAACUUAAUUCUGUACUUAAAUACAACAUGGUUUUGUAUUUAAAAAGAGCUGAAACAACAAUCUAUGAAGUGAUUUUAUGUUAUAAACUUGAUGAAAUGAAAUAAAUUAUAUACUACCCACAUCUACAUGACUGUAAGUCUUAGUACAGUUCAGAGAGCUGGAAAUGUGUGAACAUUGCAGCACUGAUUACUGAGUAAAAGCAAUGUUUAAAGAAAACGAUAUAAUUGUUGAUCUAAUUCAUGGAAGGAGACUCCAGUUUCAGUGCAUUGUAACAGAUUCUCUGGAACAUGGCAAGUCCUAGUUACAAAAGGAUGGAGACUUCAGUGUGGAUGAGACACCAGUCCGUCUCAGCACCACAGAAACACUCAUUCACAUAGUCAUUCACACACUUAUACCCUGGAAUCCAGAGAAGCCUAGAUGUGCCCCCUAGUGGCUGAAUUUCUUCAUCUAUUAGCGCUUUUGUUUGAUUUUUGCCACUUCUAUAAUCAGCUGUACCACUUGAUCAGUAAGCUGUGAUGAUGUAACUUGUGCUUGAAGUUUGUUUAUUUGUUAAUUUGUUGGUUUACAUUCAUGUUUAUUACUUUUUUGUAUGAUUGUCAAUAAAUUCUUGAUUAAAAUAA